UGUAUUCCGCCAUUUUUCUCUAACUAAAUUUCCAGACUCUCAUCUCAUUUUGUUCAUUUUUAUUUGAUUUUCUAUUUUAACUCAAGUCAAGUGUUUGCUUUGUUGUUUAUAUUAUUGUUGCUUUUCAGUUUCCGCAAAAUUUAUUUAUAAUGGUGUACGUUAAAGGAGAUGGAACUGUAGUUGAACAAAGCCCCUUUAGCAUAUUUGGAUGGUUUUGGGGAAUAUUAAAUUUUGUCUAUUUGCUGUUCCAAACAUUAAUCAACCCGAACUUCAAUAAACAUGGAGACAAAUAUGUGAGAGACUUCAGGCCACCUGGCAAUGGCCCCCCCAAGCCGCCCACGCGCAAGUUCGGCGGCUUCGGUCCCUCGGGCUCCGGGCCGGCCCCGCCCCCCGCCGGCGGCUGCGGCUGCGGAGGAUAACCAGUCGUUGUGAACCUUAUUACGUAAUACUUACGGUAAAGAUACUGACUUAAAAUAAUGUUAUCAUAACAAGGGCUGAUUUUUUUUAAGCGUUAUCUGAGGAAUAAUUUUGAUGUUGUCGCCAGUUAAUGUUUGUUGUAAUUAGAAAGUGACAGCUACAAUUUUAUUCCUCAAAUAACACUUAUCUGACUAUUGAAAAAUCUGCCCUAAAAAUAAUGUUAUCAUAAUAACUAUAGUAAGUACGGUCAUGUGCAAAGAAACCUGACUGCCCUCUCAUAGUAACAAUACUUCUGAGUGGGGUCAGAUUUCUCUCCCUUGUACUGUACCUGCAAUUUGAUAAGACCGGUUUUUUUUAUCAUAAUCAUAUAUAUGUAAUUAAAUAAUAUUUAGAAUGUAUUAUUGUUUUUAACUAACAUACUGGUAAGAAAUCGUAACUUUUAGUAUAAAAAGUUCGUAAUCAAAAAAACCAGAUAGUUAGAAAUGUUAUGUAGUAAUUCCGCUUUUAUUUUGUUAAUGAUAGUCAUAGUCAACUUUUUGGUACAGUAAUAAUGAAAAACAUUGAGAUUCCGAUCCAGAUAUUGGUCGGAAAAACACCGAGACUGAAUAUUUCUCACUAUAACUGUAUGUCAUGUAUGUUUAGGAACCUAGUUCAUCUUUAAUUAUCUACAAACAAAAAAUAUCUGAUAAUAUUAAUUAAUAAUACAAAAAAUAGAUCCAAAUAUUAACACAGUUAUUUUUGUCAUUCCUAAAUUACUUAAUAUUAUACACCUACUAACCUAAUGAUUCUUAAAACUAAUAGCUUUAAUUUAUUGUAAAUAAUUUUAUAGUAAAAAUAUAUUUAUUAUCUACCCAGUUA
Messenger RNA from Plutella xylostella (diamondback moth), 1275 nucleotides. Its product is annotated as selenoprotein K. The record is from RefSeq and is a predicted model, not a curated record. NCBI's taxonomy places the organism in Eukaryota, Metazoa, Arthropoda, Insecta, Lepidoptera, Plutellidae.